AUGGGCCGCAGGUUUGUGGACAGCUUCCGUCGAGUGCCCGGAGGGCUUCCCAUGAGUGGAAACCAUGGCUAUCAUAUUAACGAUGAUGCUCCUGAUAUGGGCCAAGGAGGUGCUCGCUUCUACGACCUGCGUGCGGCCAAUGUGCGGACGGCCAAUUCUGCACUCGCACGAGAUCUUAAAGGUCGCCAUCUUCAGAUGAUCGCCAUUGGAGGCUCAGUCGGGACCGGUUUGUUCGUAGCAUCAGGCCUCGCCCUGUAUCAAGGCGGCCCGGCUUCACUUUUGCUCGCGUACAUUGCAACCGGGGUUUUACAAUUCUGCACCAUGCAAAGCAUGGGUGAACUGGUAACAGCAUUUCCCGUUGCUGGUUCGUUUUCCGCGUUUUCGAGCCGAUUUCUGGACCCGUCGUGGGGUUUCGCCAUGGGCUGGAAUUACGCCUUGCAAUGGCUCGUCGUUCUACCGCUCGAGAUUAUCGCCGGAGCUCUGGCGAUACAGUACUGGAAUGCUUCGCUGAACCCCGCCAUUUUCAUCACCAUCUUCCUCUUCGCAAUUAUCGCCAUAAACCUAAUGGGAAUCAAGGGUUAUGGAGAAGCAGAGUUCGUUUUCUCCAUAGUGAAAGUCGCUGCCAUUGUUGGCUUCAUACUUCUUGGCAUCGUAAUCAAUAUCGGCGGACCGCCGACAGCCGGUUACGUUGGCGGCCAGUUCUGGGUCAAUCCGGGCCCAACGAACAACGGCUUCAAAGGCUUCUGCAGUGUUCUGGCGACGUCUUCCUUUUCUUUUGCGGGCACCGAAAUGCUCGGACUUGCUGCGGCCGAAACUGCCAACCCGAAGAAGUCUGUCCCAAGUGCCAUCAAGCAAGUAUUUUGGAGAAUUGCCAUUUUUUACGUCGUAUCGCUCCUGCUGGUGACACUCUUGGUCCCCUACAACGAGCCGCGUCUUCUUAGGGGCCGCAGUUCUGUUGAUGCCACCGCCAGCCCCUUUGUCAUCGCCGUGGAAAGCGCAGGCUCAACAAUCUUACCGAGUGUCAUGAACAUCGUCAUCAUGAUUGCGGUAUUGAGUGUGGGCAACUCUUCCGUGUUUGGGUCUUCUAGAACGCUGGCUUCUUUGGCCGAGCAGUCUCACGCGCCCAGAAUCUUCUCCUACGUAGAUCGCAAAGGACGACCACUGACUGCACUUGGUCUCGCCUCUGUUCUUGGACUUUUGGCAUACCUUGUCAAUGUCAAGUCUCACUCAGACAUUUUCGAUUGGCUCAUGGCCAUUUCUGGGUUGUCCAGCUUGUUCACUUGGGGCAGCAUUUGCCUCUGCCAUAUUCGGUUUCGCAAAGCUUGGGCAGCAGCAGGGCACACACUGAACCAACUGCCGUUCGUGUCACAAGUUGGCGUUCUCGGUUCUUGGAUUGGAUUAAUUGGGAAUAUUCUGGUUCUGGCCUCUCAGUUUUGGAUGGCCGUCUCUCCGGUUCCGCUUGACCCAGAAGCUGACGGGCCUGAGAUCACAGCGAGGAACUUCUUCCUGAACGUGCUGGCUGUCCCGAUUGUUAUUAUUUUCUAUGUGGGACACAAGAUCUGGUUCAGGACACAAUUGGUUAAUACUGAGUCCAUGGAUCUCGACACCGGAAGAAUCUAUUCCAGGGUUCAGCCCGACUCAACAGAAGAGAAAGAGCUGCGACGAGCCUGGCCCUUGUGGAAGAGGAUUUACAGGACAAUUUGUUAA
Messenger RNA from Trichoderma citrinoviride, 1707 nucleotides. RefSeq lists its product as hypothetical. Bases 1 to 1707 code for a protein of 568 amino acids. Gene Ontology annotation, biological process: amino acid transmembrane transport. Gene Ontology annotation, molecular function: amino acid transmembrane transporter activity. The transcript has 4 exons. Lineage: Eukaryota; Fungi; Ascomycota; Sordariomycetes; Hypocreales; Hypocreaceae. Gene Ontology annotation, cellular component: membrane. The record is from RefSeq and is a predicted model, not a curated record.